Molecule: messenger RNA, 1951 nt
Organism: Nothobranchius furzeri (turquoise killifish)
Lineage: Eukaryota; Metazoa; Chordata; Actinopteri; Cyprinodontiformes; Nothobranchiidae
Gene: arhgap28
Product: Rho GTPase activating protein 28
Biological process (GO): regulation of small GTPase mediated signal transduction; negative regulation of stress fiber assembly; regulation of actin filament polymerization
Cellular component (GO): cytoplasm
Molecular function (GO): GTPase activator activity
Source: RefSeq, a predicted model, not a curated record
AUGUUGUCAUCUCCUUCCACCACCUCCCUGUCUGCCUCCGUGAGUCCAGCUACAUCUCACAAAGUGACUUCUGACCCCCAUGACAUCACCAUGGAAACCUAUUGGAGAGAAGUGGAGAGCAUUGAGGAGGAGAGGGAGGGAGAAGAAGAGGAAGAGGAGGGUGAUGAGAGGAAGAGCAUGGAUGAAGUGGAGUUGGAGGAGGCGUGGCUGUUGGGGGCAGGAUUGUCCUCCCUAGUGACAGGCUCUGCAGAGACAUCACGGCCAACAGCUGAGGCGGUGCUGUCCACGCUCACACGCCAGCAAGCUGCCACGGUGAGACAGAGACUGGACAACUACAACGCCACACUGAGGAAAAUAAACCGGCAACCAGCCAGAGACGUGCGGGACAUCUUUACUGAACCUGAUGAGGACUCGGCAGACCAACACCCCCCAUCUCCCCCAUAUCAAGUUGAGUCACCUCCAAGUCGAUACCACACCACCACCAAGACCAUACGCCGUACAGCAAACAAAGUGCGUCCAACUCUUCCCAUGUUAGUCUGUGAGGAUGAGCUACCUGAACACUCCAGCUCUGCCCCACCCACUCCCACACCUCCUCACACUCCCUCACUGUCAGUGAGUCAGCUGAGACCAGCUGAUUGGCUGUUGUGGGACACUCCAUACUCUGAGGGAGUGGCUGAACACAAACUGAUUGGGACAUGUAGUAACUGUGUACAUUUCCAUGGAGAUGAGACAAGUGACCUACAGUUUGUACCCGUCUCUUCAUCACAGGGUCUUACCUGUACGGAUGAUUUAUCAUCACAUGAUCUGACACGGCUCGGCUUCAUCUCUCACAUUGAACUCUCCACCCUCUUGCUGAGUUUGGGUAUCCAAACCAAAUGUACUCGGCCACAACGCAGCAGGGCCCGAGACAGUGGCGUCUUUGGCGUGUCGUUGAACUCUCUGUUGGAGAACGACAGGAAGAAGUUUCCAGAAGUCAAAGUUCCAGUCGUCUUCCAAAAACUGUUGUGUAUCUUAGAGCAGUGUGGUCUGCAGACCGAGGGGAUUCUCCGAGUGUCCGGGUCAGCGGCUAGACUAAAGAACCUGCGGCAGGAGUUGGACCGCAGCUGCAGCACUUUCGACUGGUCUGCAGUGCGACAGGUGGACGCCGCCGGUCUGCUGAAGCUGUUCAUCAGAGAGCUACCAACACCUCUGCUUACACACACACACAUGUCCACGUUCCAUGCAGUGCUCAGUGUGUCUUCUGUAGUCCAUCAGCUUCAGGUCCUGCAGCUGCUCCUGUUGUUGCUUCCUGAGGCCAACAGAGACACCUUAAGAGCCCUACUGGUCUUCCUCCAUAAGGUGGUGUCUCAUCAGGACCAGAACCGGAUGUCUCUGUGGAAUGUCUCCAUGGUGAUGGCUCCUAACCUUUUUGUCCAUUGUAACCGUGGAAACAAACCUUCCAUCACCAAGCAACGUGAGGAGAUGGAGAAAGCUGUGGGUGGAGCUCACCUGAUUAGACUGAUGAUCAAAAACCAAGACCUGCUCUGGACUGUCCCCACCUUCCUACUGUCCCAGUUGAGACAGAUGAACCUAGCAUCCAUACAGAAACCUUUCAACUUGAGCAGAACAACGUCCCGCCUGCUGAGGAAGAAAAACAAGAAUGACAGGAAUCAGCUUACAGAACUGUGUGAAGGUGUCAUCAGAGUACACGCCCCCUUAAACACAAAAGUUUCCAUGGCGAUACAACUUGAUGAACAGACAACAGCCAAAGACAUCACAUCUCGUUUUCAGCCUGAGAUCAGUCCUGCUUCACAGCAUCUUUAUGAAGUUGGAGGAAACAUCUGUGCACGUCGUCUUCACCCAGACUGCUGUUUGUUGGAUGUGUACAGAGUUAAUCCUCACUGUGAUUGGCUGAUCAAACCAUGACUUCCUUUUUUGUUUUGACUGUUGUUUGAACAUGUUCCAAUAAAAC